Uranotaenia lowii is the source of this 2004-nucleotide messenger RNA. RefSeq lists its product as uncharacterized. Bases 1 to 2004 code for a protein of 667 amino acids. The transcript has a single exon. Gene Ontology annotation, molecular function: nucleic acid binding. The record is from RefSeq and is a predicted model, not a curated record. Lineage: Eukaryota; Metazoa; Arthropoda; Insecta; Diptera; Culicidae. Gene Ontology annotation, biological process: DNA integration.
AUGGAGUUACAGGCAGCUGUUGCUGGUGCUAGGAUGACCAACGCGGUGCGGUCGAAUCAUUCCUUACCAAUACGAGAAUCUUUUUUGUGGAUAGACAACAAAGCAGUUCUUUCAUGGCUUGCUUCAGAUCCUCGGAACUACACGCCGUUCGUAGGGAACAGAGUUGCUGAGAUACACGAUCUAAUCGAUGUAAGAACUUGCCGGUGGGUUCCAACGAAAGACAACGUUGCUGACAUUCUAACCAAGUGGACCGGAGAAGCAGAGUUGAAAUCUUGCAGUCGAUGGUAUCAUGGUCCUCAGUUUUUACUAGAUUGCGAAUCUAGUUGGCCGGAAUCAGCGCUUCCGUCUCCGGGAACGCAGGAAGAACUUCGAGCAAAGUUUCUUUUUCAUGACGUGACAACAACAGCUGCUCUCAUCGAUCCAAGCCGUAUUUCAAGAUGGAAAAUAAUAGUAAGAACCAUGACGAUGGUAUACCGAUUUAUUGAAAACUGCCGCAGACGGCUUGCAAAGAAACCGAUAGUAGCUGUACCGAGGGGUAAUAUGCGAGCCCUUCUACAAUUUCCGGCAACAAUUACCCAAGUUCAACAGAAAGAAUAUCAACGUGCAGAAUUUCGUCUUUGGCAGAUGGCGCAGCAACAGGAAUUUCCUGAUGAAUACUCAAUUUUAGUAUUCAACCGAGACAAACCAGUGGACAAGUGGAAACCAUUGGAAAAGAGCAGUUUUCUUUACAACAAAUCUCCGUUCAUCGACGAGUUCGGAGUGAUGCGCAUGGAGAGCCGAAUAGAACACGCUGUAGAUCUUCCCUUUGAUCUUCGUUUUCCUGUCAUCCUUCCGCGGAAGAACCUUGUUACCACCAGACUAUUAGAAUACUUUCAUCGUCAGUUCGGACAUUCCAACCGGGAGACUGUAGUGAACGAAGUUCGCCAACGCUUCGUUAUACAAAAUCUUCGAGCUGCUAUCAGAGACGUGAUGAAGGCGUGCCAGUGGUGCAAGAUACGGAAAUGUAAACCAGAUCAUCCAAAGAUGGCUCCCUUGCCAAAGGAACGUUUGACGCCGCAUAUUCGACCUUUCAGUUACGUCGGAAUCGAUUACUGUGGCCCGAUUGAAGUAACUGUGACCCGUCACAAGGAAAAGCGGUACAUUGCGGUGUUUACGUGUCUCGUGACCAGAGGCGUACAUCUUGAAGUUGCCCAUAGCCUAUCAACAGACUCCUGCAAGAUGGCGAUACGUCGCUUCGUGAAGAGGAAGGCCGCCCCUGUGAAGAUAUUUUCUGACAACGGGACCAACUUGGUGGGAGCCAGUCGAGAAUUAGCUGAGCAAUUACGACGAAUCAACGAAGCUUGUUCGGAGACCUUUACGGACGCAAGAACGGAAUGGUGUUUCAACCCUCCCUCUGCUCCCCACAUGGGUGGUGUUUGGGAGCGAAUGGUGCGCUCGGUGAAGGAAUCUCUCAAGGCGUACGACGAUGGUGGAAAGCUAAACGACGAAAUACUUCUUACAUCCUUAGCCGAAGUAGAAGACUUGAUAAACUCGAGGCCACUUACCUACAUGCCACAAGAGUCCGCAAUUGAAGAAGCUAUUACACCAAACCACUUCAUCAAAGGUUUCUCAUCGGAGAACAAGGAAGCGAUGUGUAAUCCGGUCGAUCUAGGGGACGCUUUACGCAGUAGUUUCAAGAGGUCGCAGCAAAUGACUGAACGUUAUUGGAUGAGGUGGAUUAAGGAGUACUUGCCAACGCUGCAGCAGAGGUCCAAGUGGUUCCAAAAUACGCAACCGAUCAAGGUCGGGGACCUGGUCUACAUAGCCGAAGGUACUCGGAGGUGCUGGGUUCGCGGACGCGUGGUGCAGGUGAUGCCGAAUAAAGAUGGAGUAGUAAGACGAGCCGUGGUGAAAACCAGAAAUGGAGAAUUGAGACGACCAGUGGUCAAACUUGCCGUGCUGGAAGUUGCUGGUGCAGCCGAUGGAUACGGAGGGUCAUCAGCUCCACGGGGCGGGGAAUGUUAG